This is a messenger RNA of Fusarium redolens, 1923 nucleotides long. RefSeq lists its product as uncharacterized. Gene Ontology annotation, molecular function: zinc ion binding; DNA binding; DNA-binding transcription factor activity, RNA polymerase II-specific. Lineage: Eukaryota; Fungi; Ascomycota; Sordariomycetes; Hypocreales; Nectriaceae. The transcript has 6 exons. Gene Ontology annotation, cellular component: nucleus. The coding region runs from base 1 to 1923 and encodes 640 amino acids. The record is from RefSeq and is a predicted model, not a curated record. Gene Ontology annotation, biological process: DNA-templated transcription; regulation of DNA-templated transcription.
AUGGCCAAACCACCAGGACGUCCGAGUAAAGCUUGUGAAAUAUGCAAAAGGCAAAAGAUACGGUGUUCUGGAGAGCGACCGAGCUGCAAGCGAUGUUACAGAUUGAAUAACACUUGUAGAUACGGCACCAACAGUCAAUUAAAGAGGGGCGUGACAAAAACGACAUCUAGAGCUGGAGCAACACACUCCAUUCGGUCGAUACAUGGAGCCCCAGUUGCAUUGCCAGCUAUCGAGCCUGUAUCAGACCAAGAUUUCUACCAAGGCAUCGCUCCGUUUUUGUUCAAUAUCCUUGUGGAAUUAUACUUUGACAAUGUCUAUCAAUCAACUCUUCUUUUCCACAAAGCCACCUUUUUGCAGUCACUUGCAGAUCAGACCGUUAAGCCUCAUGUCCUUCUAAGCAUCUGUGCCUGGGGCGCCAAUUUCUAUCGCGAUGGUUCUGGUAGACCCACCUUCAAAGAACAAGGCCUUAUGACGAGAUGGGCCAAGACAGCUGGAGCACUUGUCUUCCAAGACGCCGAAGAACUUAGUGAUGAUAAUCUCGUAACAUUCUGCAAUCUAUCGCUGUUUUGGCACAGUCAAGGUUCAUGGAGGAUAAGUUAUCUUCACAAAGGUAAUGCAUGUCAACUCCUCCACAUCAUCGGAACCGGUCCCAAGAACGGCUCUUCACUCGAAGCUGAAUUGCGAAGACGACGGUUCUGGACAUGUUAUUUAUUUCAUUGCUUCAGUUGUGAGAAGUUAUUUCGGUUCGAGGCGAUUGCUGAUAUUGAGAAUCUACCGCUGCCUUGGUCUGAAGAAGACUUUGCAGUUGGGACUUCACGCUCUGAGGUUGCAACGAUUGCGAAUGGAGUGGACUCUGGAAGUAUUUUUGGCGAGCUUAUACGCGCCCUGAAUCUUUGGUCCUCUGUCAUGUCUGUUGUUAGAUCCGAGGGCGAUCUCAACUCCCGUCUUCAAGAAAUCUUUAGGGUUGAGAACAACAUCUCAACAUGGUGGAACAACGUCCCUGUUACCUUCAAGCUAGAUGCAUCUACUGUCUCGACUGUGCCACGUAAUGAUUUGCCCAAAAUCGUUCUUACCAACCUCGUCUAUCACCAAUCCCUCUGUGUACUGCACUCUUCCAUUGUUCCGCUCUUCUGCUGGUCGAAAGGCGACAGGACUUUUUCGUCAGCCAGACAAUUAUCUGCACAAGUCGCGUUUGAUCACGCUACUACAAUCUCCAGUCUCAUCUCUGCAAUAUUAGUUGCUGGUUGUCCGCUCAGUUCGAUGCCGAUUUUUGUCGCAUAUGCAGCUUACUCGAGCUGCGGUAUCCAGAUUCCGUUUCUCUGGUGUUCCGAGCUGUCCGUCAAAGAACGAGCUCAAUCCAACAUCGACGCCAAUGUCAAGAUGAUACAGGGGAUGUCAGGUUACUGGAAGUUGGCUUCACUAUUGCAACUCUACGUGCGCUGCCUUCAUGAUGUUCAUAAACAAAGCCCUCCCAUAAUCUCGGGCGAACCAAAGUAUAUGGAUGCUUCGGCACUUGUGGACUUUGAUGUUGACGCGUCGCUUGCGAAAUCGUCUAUCUUGCAGUUUGCUGGCAUGUUGCGAUCUGAUGAGAAUGGAUACGUCAAGUCUGGAGAUGAGGCCUCAGAUCCAACCCUCGCAAGUGCCGGAAUUAGUGGCGACAUGACAUCUGAUCCACAGGGUACAGAGGGUGGCCCUCUCCAGAAUUUGAAUGUCCCAACGAAUACGAGCAAUCCGAACACGAUGCUCCCGCAAACUCCGAAACUCAACCCAGGGCCCAGCGAAUGGCCUACUUUGGACAUAUUUAGCUCCCUUAUCGAUGCUGAUAUGGCUGGUCUUUUCCCAUCGAAUGAUGACUUUGAUUUAUCAUUCUUAGAUGCAGAUCAAACUUCAUGGGACUUGGGAAGAGAUCUGGAAAUACCCUAG